AUGGCGCCCGCAACACCGACAGGCACAUUCGGUGGGAAUCCAGCCGGGGAUAGGUCUUCCAGACACCCGUUAUUCCUAUCUAUCACUUUCGUUCUCCUUGGAAUAGCUACUAUUUUUGUGAUAUUGCGGUUGUACUGUCGUUACUUUCUCAUCCACAGAGUUGGGGCGGACGACUGGCUUAUAACGAUCGGAAUUGCAGCAGAAUGGGCACUCGCUGUCAUGAAUUACUUUCAAAUCAAGUAUGGUACCGGACGACAUAUUACUACAGUCACUAUCGACGGAUUAAUCCCCACACUCCGCUAUUGGUUCGCCUACCAAAUCCUUUACCCGCUAGUCCUACUCUUCAUCAAACUCUCUAUAUUGGCGUUUUACAUCAAAAUCUCGCCUCAAAAGUGGUACCGGAUCACCGUUUACGUCGUCGGUACAUUUGUCAUAGCUUGGUCUAUUACAUUUAUUUUUGCUUAUAGAGGGAUUGUCCGAUCACGUGGACUAAAGAAUGUGAAAUCCCAGAUAUUUGAGUGUCCGAACCCUUCGACAGCGUGGUCGCUGGAUUUCCCACGCGGAUGCGUGAAUUUACCAGCGUUAUAUUAUAGUACCGCAUCGAUCAACAUUGCUUCGGACUUGAUUAUCCUCCUCUUACCUAUUCCCGUGCUACAACGACUUCAAAUUAACAAGCAGAGAAGGUUGGCCUUAAUUGCGAUUUUUUCUGUGGGCGUGGUGGCUGUCGCAGGUUCUGUGGCAAGGCUGUGGUCGCUCUGGAAGUACCAGCAUACAGUUGACGUUUCGUACGAUGCGAUUUUCAUCCUACUGUUUUCGCAUAUCGAGAUAAACCUAGCAAUAAUGUGUGCUUGUGCGCCGGCACUCAAGCCGUUGUUCAAGAGUUUUGCGACGCCGUUCAGUAGUAAAGUUGGGGGUAGUGGUGCUAAGUCGUCGGCUUUAGCGUCUAGUGGUGGCGGUGGAGGAGCAGGAACUGCAAAUGCGAGGCCGGCUGUGGGUUCGAGGGUAGGGAGUGGUAGCGGGACAGUGAACCCAUCGAUUGCGAGGAAUCGGGCAAAGUUUGAGAUGACAGAUCCGUCGAAACGGGAGAGUCCGGAAAGUCGGGUGGUUAAGAUCACCGGUGGGACGCCGUAUUAUACACCUCCCCUUGAAAUGGCGAGGCCAAAGGGACGAAGACCGACUUUUGAGAAUGACGUCGAAGAAGAGGAAGGAUACAACGAAGUGGAAUAUGACGAAGGGAUAGAGGAAGAGGGAGAAAACGAUAAGGACGAAGAGGACGGUGGUAUUACAAGACGGCCCCCGCCAGCGAAAUACCGGCAAGGAUCUGUCCCAAACUUCCAGCUGGAUGGCAGCUUUGGUUUCACACAAGAGCAAUCACCACUGAAUAUGCGGCAUGCGAAUACAAUCAAUACUACGACUACGGUCCCGAGUAAUACUGCUAAUAAUAGGCCGGGACAGUUUAGCAAACUGGCGGGAGAGUACACUGUGACCUGCAGCUCUACGCACAGUCUUGCUAAGAGCGGUGCGGAUGUUGCACCUGACCAGCAGUACUUUGGAUUCGUGUACCGGCCAAGUAUUUGGAGGAGGCAAAGUGUCGUUAGUAGGAUUAGUGGACGUGCAAAGAGUGCUAUUGGGUUUGGAGACGACGAGGAUCCGGAGGACGAGGAAAGUCCGGAUGGGAGGAGGUCAAGCGAGCGAGGGGUCAAAAUUGAGCACGAGGUUAGGAUCGAUUAUGAAUUGAUGACAGAGGAGGAGAAGGAACGGUGGGAAAGGAAGCGGUCAGUUUUGGAUGCGGUGGAUAGUCUGUGGUGA
This is a messenger RNA of Orbilia oligospora ATCC 24927, 1809 nucleotides long. RefSeq lists its product as uncharacterized. The transcript has 5 exons. The coding region runs from base 1 to 1809 and encodes 602 amino acids. The record is from RefSeq and is a predicted model, not a curated record. NCBI's taxonomy places the organism in Eukaryota, Fungi, Ascomycota, Orbiliomycetes, Orbiliales, Orbiliaceae.